Molecule: messenger RNA, 19668 nt
Organism: Bactrocera dorsalis (oriental fruit fly)
Lineage: Eukaryota; Metazoa; Arthropoda; Insecta; Diptera; Tephritidae
Gene: fd102C
Exons: 1
Coding region: 5136-7397 (753 amino acids)
Biological process (GO): anatomical structure morphogenesis; cell differentiation; regulation of transcription by RNA polymerase II
Molecular function (GO): RNA polymerase II cis-regulatory region sequence-specific DNA binding; DNA-binding transcription factor activity, RNA polymerase II-specific
Source: RefSeq, a predicted model, not a curated record
UAAACUAAUAAAAAAUGUGAUAACUUUUUGUACGUGAAGUAAGUUUUAUAAUCACAAUAAUUCGAAUUUCAGAAUCUUUUCACAAUAAUUUCAUUUAAAUACAUAAGAACUAUUAUUAAUAUAUGUAUACUCAGCAACAGUGCAACUUAAUUAAAUGACGGCAAUGAAAGAUCAAUGUUUGAUAAUAUAGUGAAUUCAUUCAAUGUCACUCCAAGUGGAAUUUCGUGAGGAUCGUCCAAAAUCAGUUGUUGUCCCGGGAACUUUUGAUGCUGUGCGGAAACUGAUAGUGCAAUAUCGUCAUAUGACCUAUCGUGUGGUUUAGACAAUUGUAGGCAGUAAGACCAGGAUACAUUCAACAUUUCAUAAAAAUUAUACUGUAAAAAAAUUGGUCGAGAGAAAUGUUAAAAAUACGAUUGCAAUGCUUCGAAACACGUCUAUAUCGUUGUGUUAUGCGUAUAAGCCAGAAAGUGAACAACAGUCGCCAGUUUAAGUGUUUCCAGGUGAGACGAUUCCAACAACAAUUGUUUGACGAAGUACUUACAAGCAAAUGAUUACCUAUUUCUUUGAGAAACUGGACGAGUGGCAACCAUACCACUCGAACAAAGCAGAAGAGAAAUUCUAAAUAGUACACCACCAUUUGUUUGCCAGUUAUGUUUAAAGAAAUCAGGAAAGCUAACCGCUAAUAUGAAUCAUUCUUUACUACGCCACUGCGUCGACGCGACACAUCGAAUGAAACAACUGAUUUCUUAAGCAUCCAAAACUUCGAUUAUAUGAGUCAUCCACUGCAUAGUCCAGAUUACGCAUCGAUUUUUUCUUUUUAUUUCCCUCACUUAAUUAAUAAUAAUAAUACCCAGCGAUUACCGACGCGAGGGGAGCAAUCCGCGAACGAGCGGAAUUAGCCGAGUCAUAAAAGGCAAGAGAGUUUUAAGCUGCUCAGCUACAGAAACAAAAAGUUCAACAGCCAAAAUUAAGAAUUAAAUUAAAGUUUAUAAUUUUUAAAUGUUAGUUGUUAAGAGUAGAUAAAAUAAUUUUUUUAAUGGUAAAGAGUGGGUAAGUUAUAUAAAAUGUGCUGGAAUGAGAAUUGAAAUCAUGACAUAUACGGCGGAAUGGUUCGUUUAACUUAAAAUUUGUUUUAGAAAAUUUUAAAAGUAAGGGUCUAAACUGACUAGUAUAGCGAGCGGAAACGUUAAAAUUAAUAUUAGAUAAGAGAAAUGGGCUACAGACUGACCCAUUCAGGAGUUUUACAAGAAAUAUUUCACCAAGCAUCUCCCUGCGACUAGCGAGUGUCGGGAGAUUUAUAAGUAUUAAACGGUUAGUGUAAGGGGGAAGAUUUAAACUGGAAUCCAAAUGCAAAUGAUUUAAGGCAAAAAGUAAAAAAAUGUUUUUGAACGGACUCUAACUUAUCCGAAUGGACUUGGUAACUAGGGUUCCAAACCACAGAAGCAUACUCUAAUAUAGCCCUCUCCAGAGAUAUAAAAAGAAUAAGCGGAUCUCUAAAUUCUUUGUUCACAAAAUUAAGAGCGCCUUUAGCUUUAAAAACCGUGAAAGAUGCGUGAAGAUUAAAAUUGAGUUUGGGGUCCAUAGUUACUCUCAGAUCAACAAAACUGCAUACUUGGUCCAACCUACAGAUCUACGUGAAAAACCUGUGUAUAUAACAUCAGUACAAAUUCAAGUAAAUUAGUUAUUGUAGAUUUCCCUUUACGAAAACCGUGCUGAGAACAAGAAAUUAGUGAAGAGAUCCGGAAGGUUAUGUCGUCUGUUAUAAUUGCUUCAAAAAGUUUAGGUAUUGCAGACAACUUUGCUAUUGUCCUAUAGUUUUCAAUAGAUGACCUAAAUCCACUCUUAUGUAAAGGAAUUAUAAAUGACUUUUUCCAUAUGGAUGGAAAUAAGGCUUGAAUAAGAGAUGGGAUAAAUAGUUUUGUUAGGUGUUGGUAUAUAUAUUUGGCACAUUUCUUGAGAAAGCAUGAGAGAAUCAUAUCUGGGACAUAAUUAUAUGAUUGUUCUAACAUAUUUAACUGAUAUAAGACGACUGCUUCGGAAAUGGUAGGUGCAUUAAUGACAGAAAUCGGACAUAACUUGUGCUGAUGCGGAACAUUUUUUGGAGAUUUUGAAGAGUAGAGUAAUGGACUUAAAGAAUUCAGUGAGCAUAUUAGAAAUGGUGUGACUGUCACUAGACAUACUAGACUUAUAUUUCCUAGCGGACGGAAAAUUAGAAAUCCUGCGUUUGGAGUUGACGAAACCAUAGAACAAUUUUGGAUUACGUAUAAUACUAUUUUUUAUUUUAUUUAUAUAAUUAUUAAAACAUAUUUUGUUAACUUCAGCAAAUUGUCGACGCAAUUUAAAAUAUUUUGAAUAGUCAGCAACUAAACCACUUUUUUUAAAAAGUUUAAAAGCACGAGAUUUUCUAUUUUUUAAUUUACAUAAUUCUUUCCCAAACCAUAAAGUAGAACUAAUUUUUUGAGUAAAAACACAUUUCGGAACAUAUUUUUAAAAUAAGUUGAAAAUAGUUUCAUUAAAAAGGGAAGCACUAAAUUCAAUAUUGGCGCUGUAAUCUGGCAAAGUUAUUUUAGAAAGUUCGUAAUUAAUCUUCUUAAAAUUAGCUUUCGCGAAGUUGAACCGAAAUCAAAGGUCUUUUGUAUUAUUAUGAGCAAAGUUAGCUAUGAUUUUGAUGUUAAUUUCCAAAGCAGGAUUAUACGGGUCCUCUGGCCGAAGCAAAGAAUCACAUCGGGUAACGGAGAACAUUGAAGCGUUAUCAACAUAAACUAGAUCUAAGAACUUAACAAACUCGUUUGAAAUUAAAUUAAUUUGUUUAAGACCCAACUCCGACAUUUUAUCUAAGAACUCGUUAAAACAUAAGCGAGUUCUAAUAGGAAUGGUAUAAUCAUCAAUAGAUGUCCAUGAAACGCACGGUAAAUUGAAAUCUCCCAAAACAAUCAUGGAAUCAGUAUUAUUAGCCAUUGAGAAAACAUUAUUUAUUAAUGAAGCAUGCUGCAUAUAUACAGGUAUGUCCGAGUGAGGCGGUAUAUAAGAUAAAGUUAUGUAGAUAUGGCCACUAUUAGCGCAAAUACGAAUGAACUUAAAUUCUAUGAAGUCUGAAUGCGGAACAUCGACUUCUUCAGAUGGAAUUGAAGAAUGAAUAGCAAACAAGACACCACCUCCUUUUCUGUUCAGCCGGUCAUAUAUAAAGAUUUCGAAUUCGCUGUUGAAUAUUUCAUUAUCAAAAAUCUGAGGCUUUAGCCAAGUUUCAGUGAAAGCAAUGAUUUUAAAGUUACAAUGAAUGCUAUUUAAAUACAAGUCAGUAAGUUUUGUAUUAAGACCUCUAACAUUUUGAUAAUACAUAAUCAGCGAAUUAUUGAUAAUUAGUUUUUUUAUUCACGGUAUUUCUUGAUAUUUUAGUAAUAACUACAGGGGGCUUAUCACAUUUGUGCUCGAAUUCGCGCAGGAAGACCCCAGAUGGCCAGAAUGAGUUCUCAAGUAUCAACUGAAUAUUGUCAGCGGAUACGUCGAUCUUAAACGACGAAAUAUCCCUGUUGUAUUUGAAAUUAAAUUUACGGAUGUCUGUAUCUACCGUUUUUAAUUUCGACGAGGUGUAACUAUUUAUAUCAUCAACUGUGGUAUCCGCAGCAAGUCUCGAGAUAAAAAUUGCCUUUUUCCGCGGUAUUGCAACAAAGUUUAUAUUAGUUGACUUGGAGGUAUUUGGAGGCGGAUCUUGAGAAGUUUUCCGCUUACCGUUUUCAGUAACAGUUUUCUCUGUAUCCUGAGCAGACGGAACCUUCUCUCCUUGAGGACAAGGGGAUGAAAGAUUUAUGAGGUCAAUAGUAGGUGGGGGCAUUCUUUUUAAGGAAGAUACAGUGGUAUCUUCAUCAGACGGACGUUUACGUUUAGAUGAAGGUUUUGGAUUAUCUUCCUGCACAUUUUGGCAUUGAAAUGAUUGAAACAGCGUUUCAUAAUGCCUAAAUUUUUCAGUAAGGGUUUCAAGCUCUCGACCAAUCUCCUUGAAACCACUGCGCGCCUGCUUAAAAACUUUAAGCAAUUAAAUUUCUGUUGGUCUGCAUUUUAAACAAGACCAGCGCAAGCCCUUACUGUCAAGAAUAGAAUCCAAUAUCCUUCCUGUCAGUCCAGCACAUUUAAGAUGGGCAAGCCCAUCACAAAGCCAGCAAGAAACAAAGCGUUCCGACUCGCCUUUCACAGAGCAGUUCGGAAAGUCAUAAUGAACAAAAAACAAUAUUAAAUAAAAAUAUAAAAAUGUUAAAUAAUAAAAGUAAAAGAGCAAUGACAAAAAUAUUUAUAAAAAAUGAAUGCCAUAAAAAUAGUUGGUUAUCAAAGAUAAUAACCAAUGUAAAAAUAGUAAACACGCGUUUUGAUUAUUAUAGUUUUAUUUAAUAUUGUAAUAUAAAGACCGAUCCAUUUUGAGGUUUCCUACCUUUUUAAAGAAAGAACAAGGGAACUUCAAAUUUAAUGGGGGAUGUUUAUUAUCAUUCGAAAAAAUAUAAAUUUAAGCAUUUAUUUUUUAAAGGUUAUCUCCUUUAAAUGUUGGAUUCUGCUACAUGUUCGAGCUUUUCGACUGGUAUAUCACACACGUGAUGUUUUGCUGUAUUUGGUAAGCUUUCAAUUUAAGAUCUCGACGUAAAAUGCGCCAAGUUGCUCCAUAUGUCAGUCCGAGUUACUACGAACGGCGCCGAAUCGCCUAUCCACGGUUUUUUUGUGAAUUUUCAGUGGUCUUUUCGGUAGAAUAUUAACCAACAAUGUAUCUGGGUUUCAAGAUGGGUGCUGGUUUUGCGAAUAGUGCGCUCAGUAGGCCGAUUAUGUUGAGAGAAGCGCGCGAAACUCACGUGUGAUCUGUCAAAAAAGGCUAUGGAAAAAAACACUUGUUUAUAUUUCAUGUUUUAUGAAUUAAUAUAUUUGGAAUAAUUACGUAACAAUUUUAUCCGGAUUUUUCAUACAAAUAGUCCUAUGUGAGACCGUUGAAAGGACUCAAAAAGACGAAGAGAAAAACUAUCGCGAACGCAAGUUUUCAUAGAAUUGUAAAUAGUAUAUUUCGACUAUUUUAGGGUGUAACUGUACUCUCCAUGCAAUAUGUUAUGAGAGUGUAAUUAUAAUUAUUGUUUAUUAUAUAUUAUUGUUGUCAUUUCAGUAUGCAGAUUAUAAACUCAGCUUGCACUAAACAGACUGAUCCUUCCAAUACAAUUGCAUUAGGGAAUUCAAUGGAAACAGUGAAUAAAUAUUUGGACUCUAACUUACUAAAAUAUUUCUCAGAACCGUAUGAUGCCAAUACUACUACUUCCGUGGCAUCAGGAGUAAAAAAUGCAUAUUUAUUAUCAUCGGACGCUGCUUCCUUACGGCAAAUUGAUGAACAAUCCGGUCCUGUUGUAUCAGCAUCUUAUAUGAAUGUUCAAAAUGUAAGAAGGGAAAAUCUUGUUUUGAUACCAUCUCCCAAUUCUCUAGAACAGUAUCGUUUGCAACUAUAUAACUAUGCGUUAAAUAUAGAUCGCUUGCACUGUUUUCAACAAAAUACGACAGCAGUUUAUGGAAGCAGGCCUGGUCCCGGUUUGCAAUUUGUAGUAAAUGGAGAAAACAAAUGUAAUUUAGAGUCUAUAGAUAUGAAGACGGAAAGUAAUUAUUCCUGCCCUAACAUAAGUAGUGUUAGACCAUAUGUCCCGUUUACGUUAGCACAUGGAAACCGUUUGGAUUUGUCAAUGUCACUAUUCCCACAGCGAAUGGUUCAUCCAGAGGAGCCAAAACCACAGUACAGCUAUAUAGGUCUUAUAGCGAUGGCAAUACUGAGUUCUGUCGAAACAAAACUCGUACUUUCUGAUAUAUAUCAGCAUAUUUUAGAUAACUAUCCUUACUUUCGUGCUCGUGGACCAGGUUGGCGUAAUUCUAUAAGACACAACCUAUCAUUGAAUGAUUGCUUCAUUAAAUCUGGACGUAGUGCCAAUGGAAAGGGCCAUUACUGGGCCAUACAUCCGGCAAAUAUUGACGAUUUUCGUAGAGGUGAUUUCAGACGUCGUAAGGCACAACGUAAAGUACGAAAACAUAUGGGUUUAUCGUUAGAUGAUGGCAGCACAGAGUCUCCUAGUCCGCCGCCACUCGACCUAUCAUCAACCCAAUUAACAUCAACACGUUUGCUCCAAUUACCACCACCAGGAAACAGUUUAACUACGACGCAUGAUUUUAGGACAUCUAAUGCGCGUUCAUUUAAUUAUUUGAACCCAUUAUUGCGAGUUCCCCCAUCGUCGUCUUCGUUACAGCAAGCGCAACAGCACAUUCAAGACAGUUAUUUUGGUACAGCUAUUAUGGAACACUAUAGGUGUAUGCCGUCAGUUACAGCAUUCAAAAAUGGAUAUUCUACAUGUUCACAGCAAGAAUAUUAUAAACUUUGUAGCAAUGGGCAAUUAGAUAACCUGCAUACAAAUGACCCCGCAACGCAAUCGUUGUCUGAACAGUCCGUUACCGAUAAUCACAAAAACUCGAAAAUUUCUUUAAUUAAUGGAACGGCCAUAUCGACUGUUGCACCACAUUCCUUUACUGGGGCAAAAACAAAUUAUUAUACGCAUAUGCAUAAGCGGCAAUUUGACGUAGCAUCUCUCUUGGCUCCCGACCGAAACAUUUUCACUACAACAUUAAGAGAAAGAGAUCAGCAUGCAUCUACUUUUGAUGCAUUAGAAUACGCUCAAUUUCUAAAAAAAAAAACAGAGGAAAAUGGAAAGUACCGGCUGCAACAUAUGCCUGCUGAGACAAAAAAUACUCAUCCGUAUACACUUCCCGUUUCACAAACUUGUGCUUUAUCGCCACUAGAGAUCGAGUACAACCGCGAACAGGAGCAAGAGCAAGAUGAGAUCGACGUUGUUGCAAAUGAUAUCGAUGAGCAUAGCAAGCAGACAUUUUCAUUUACCGCUGAUCAAAAUAAUAAAGAACACCAAGAAUUAUUUAGUUCGAUUUCAAAAAGCAUUAGCUGUUCCAAAAAUAGUGCAGAGAAUUAUGAUGACUCUGAUAAUGAGAAUAAUAUCAUACAUAAACGUACCAAUUCAAGUCAUCCCCAUUCUUUGAAACCAAGUGCGGUUAUAGAAUGGCGUAUGCUGCAACAACAACCCAUAUCAGUAGAGGCAUUUAUAAAACAAUGUGGGGUCAGUAAAUCGUCUAAUGGAAAAAGUUGUACGGAAGGUUUUGAAGAUUGCUACGCUACAAAAAAUACAUCUUCAAAGUCAGUAAAUCCAAUAUUAAAUACACAACGUAUGGCCUUGGAAGGCAGAAGUGAAUCAAACCUUAACGACAACAAAAUUCAAAUGGAACUAUGUGAGCAUAAACCAAACGAAGCAACCCCCAAGAGUCUUCAUGUUCGACGUAUGAUAAAACAUUUUCACCAGCAUCAGCAACAACAUAAUCAAGAUAAUUAAAAGAACCGUUCAAUGAUAUUGGGGGCCGCCAUUAAAGCACUUACAUUACGGUGGAUGCAACCAGACAUAUGGGUCCUAUGCAAUUAAAACGGAUCCAGUGUCACAAUAAAAAUUCGACGUUAUUAGUAAAGUUGGUAAAGGUUAGCAUAAACAUAAAAUCCAUGAAAUUUAGUAAAUCGAUCCUUUCUUGUGGUAUUAUCCUUUGUAACAAAAAACUAUUUUUACGGAGAGCGUUUUUUUGGUUUCUUCAAAUUUGACUUCGGAAAUUGCUUUUAAUUUCCUUUGUACAACAAUAAUACAACAAAUAGUCAAUCAACCAAAAAUACCAGCCAAUAUUUUAUGAUGAAUUCAAACUAUUUUACAAAUAUUUCCACUUUAUGACUCAUGCCAUAAGCUCGCGUGCAAGGUUUUGAGCAUGUGGUGAUUAAUAGCCUUUUUGCACUGGAUUUAAUUGAUCAAUUUACCGCCCUUUGCUCAAUUAAAGUGCUAAUUUAGACCGAUUUACCAUGUAAAAAGAAAAUCUUAUUUACUACAUUAAUUCUUAAGCGAACCGAGUUGAAGCUGGAAUGCAACUCUGCGAAUUGUUAAGCACAUAGUUGAUCGUUAAUGGAGUAACCGGCUGCGCGAAAAGACAAAACUAAUUUAUCAAUUGUAAUCUUAAUAUACUAAAUUUAUUUGGCUAUGCGAAAAGGCUAUCACUUUGGCACUUUUAACUCGUUCGAUCGAAUGAGAAUAAAAAGUUCUUGUAAAAUAUUGAUAUGCAUAUGGUUUUAGCUAGCAAUUUGUUUAUUUUUCUCGUAAUAUACAUUAGUAGUGUCAAUUUUAAAUUUAAACCUUAUUCUCUAUUGGAUUAUUUUAAGAUUUGGAAAUUUUUUGGCCAUUAAAUGUCUAUGUUUAUGCUUAAAUCCAUAUUAUAUACGUAUCCAUAUUUUAAGAAAUAUAAUAUAUUUUUUAAAUGUAGCAAUUAGAAGCUUAUUUAAUUUAACCUUUUUUAUGCACUUAAAGUCUAAAUGGUGCAAUUGCGCACAAAUAAUUCGAAUCAACGGAUAUCAUGGUGUGACUUAGAAGCAAAAAAAAUUAGCCAGCACAUCUCUCGCAAUAUAAGUUUACCAACUGAUGCUCCAAUAUUAAUAACGUUAAGUUAUUUAUAGAAGGUCGAAAAUAUUACAUUGCAUCUUCGUUUGCUGUCUUGCUCGCCCCAUAAAAAACAGUAACUAUUUUUGGUAGCAUUCUCAUAUUCUCAAAAAUUAUAGUGUUCACAUUUCUAGGCUAAAAUAGGUUUUUUACCAAAGAGAGUAUCUAAAACAUCCUGAAAAUCAAAACCGGGAUAUAAAAUAUUUGAUUUUAUUUUUCUUAAAUUAAAAGAAAUUUGAUUUUUUCUUUAUAUCUCAAAUACUGAGGGUUGUCUAUCGUGUAUAUACCGACGAACAGAUAUCCAUGGCUAAAGCGACUGACUUCGUCAUGCUGAUCAUUUAUACAUGCACAUAGCCAUUGAAGUCUGCGUUCAGCGGACGUUUUUAAGUGAUGUAGAAAAACAAUUCAGUGAAAAAUGCUGACACAUAUUUCUUCUUUAGAUCUUUAAGUUCAAAAUUAAAAACAGAAAUGUAUUUUCAUAUUUUCAGUUUUGUGAUAAGAGUAGUUUAGUGUAAGAACAAGUCAACACAGGCACCAAAAAGACCGCGUUAUACUUUCAGAGCUGAAGUGUUUUCGUCCAUCCGGAUAACAUGACCUAGCCAGCGUAUCCGCUGUCUUUUAAUUCGCUGAACUUUGCCAAUAUCGUCGUACUUUUAUAUCUUAUACAUCUCAUCGUUCAUCGAAUGCGAUAUUCGCCGUGGCCAACGCACAAAGGGCCAUAAAUCUUUCGCAGAACUUUUCUCUUGAAAACUCGCAACGUCGACUCAUCAGAUGCUGUCAUCGUCCAUGCUCCUGCACCAUAUAGCAGGACGGGAAUAAUGAGUGACUUAAAGAGUUUGGUUUUGUUCGUCGAGAGAGGACUUUAUUUCCCAACUGCCUACUUAGUCCGAAGUAGCACCUGGUGCAGGAGAUAUCCCGCGUUGGGUUUUUAGGCUGACGUUGUUGUUGGUGUUGAUGCUGGUUCCAAGAUAGACGAAAUUAUCUACAACUUCGAAGUUAUGACUGUCAACAGUGACGUGGGUGCCAAUUCGAGAGUGAGACAACUGUUUGCUUGAUGACAGGAGAUAUUUCGUCUUGCCCUCGUUCACUGCCAUACUCAUUUGCUUCGAUGCCUUAUCCAUUCUGGAGAAAGCAGAAGUAACGGCGCCGUUGCUAAGGCCAAUGAUGUCAAUAUCAUCGGUGUACGCCAGCAGCUGUACACUCUAGUAGAAGAUGGUGCCUUCUCUAUUUAGGUCGGUAGCUCGAAUUAUUUUCUCCAGAAAUAGAUUGAAAAAGUCACACGAAUGAGAGUCGCCUUGUGUGAAACCUCGUUUGGUAUCGAACGGCUCGGAGAGGUACUUCCCGAUCCUGACGGAGCUUUUGGUGUUACUCCACGUAAGUUUACAUAGUCAUAUUAGUUUUGCGGGCAUAACAAAUUCAGACAUCGUGGCCUUUAUGGCGCUCUUUCUGAGCUCUUUUUCGUGCUGUCAAAGCCAGCUUUGAAAUCGACGAAGAGAUGGUAUGUGUCGAUUCUUUUUUCACGGUCUUUUCCAAGAUUAGACGCAUGGUGAAUAUCUGGUCAGUUGUUGAUUUGCUUGGUCUAAAGCCACACUGGUAAAGCUCAAUCAGUUUGUUGACGGUGGGCUUUAACCUUUCACACAAUGCGCUCGAUAGAACCUUACACGCGAUGUUGAGGAGGCUUGUCCCACGGUAGUUGGCGCAGAUUGUGGGGUCUCCCUUUUUGUGGACUGCGCAGAGCAAUAUUAAAUUCCAAUCGUUGGGCAUGAUUCUGUCCAACCAUAUUUUACGAGGAAGCUGAUGCAUGCUCUUUAUCAGUUCUUCGCCACCGUGUUUGAAUAGCUCGGCCGGCAAUCCAUCGGCCCCCGCCACUUUAUUGUUCUUUGGACGGGUAAUUGCUAUUCUAACUUUUUCAUGGUAAGACAAUGGAACGUCUGCUCUAUCGUCAUCGAUUGGGGAAUCCGGUUCGCCUUCUUCUGGCGUUUGGCAUUCACUGCCAUCCAGCCGGCUGGACAAUUGUUUCCUCUACAAUUUUGGUAUGCUCUGGGCAUCGGUUACAAGAUCACCUUUGGGGACUCUACAAGAGUAUGGUCCGGUCUUGAAACCUUCUUGUAGUCGCCCCAUUUUUCGUAGAAUUUUCGAGAAUUACCCCUGUGGACCAGCUGAUAGUACUGGGCGACGGAGUCUCUCUCCCACCACGAAUCCCACACCACGCUUGGGCUCCUUUAUAUAGCCACUGUAGUAAAGGCCACAAGAACCUACUUGCCUCCUUGUCCUUGUCCCGUCCAUCGCAUUUCUUGGACGGUUGUGAAGGCAGCCUUUAUUAUCACGAGGACAUCAACCAGAUGGGCAGCGGCACCUCCCAAUUAAGGGACCGGACGAUCGGAAGUUGUGAGCUGCUUGAGCCAUAUGUAAAAGAGUCGUUUCCGGCCAAUCCCAAGUGAAUGGCUAUCAGAGAACUUUCCUCACUUGUGUGAACUUCUACACAUGACUCAUUGUAAGCUUUAAUUAUCAUUUUGCUGCUAAAAAAAUUUUACUGAAAGCUGGAUAUCAUGAUAGAGUCGCUCAAGCUGUGCGGGGCAAACCAGAAAUUGUCUAUAAAAAACAAAAUGUUGUUGGUACAUUGAUGUACGGCUGGUGGUGUGGGUCAGCUUGAAUUUAUUGAAUUUGCAAUAAAACAAUGGAGAUAUUUGAACAUUUUAAAAAGUAAUUUGGCACAAAGUGCAGAGCGUCUUAGAAUAUCUUCGACGUUUUGGUUCGAACAAGAUAACGAUCUGAAGCAUGCUGCUGAAAUAGUUAGACUUUGCUGUAGGAUAUUGCUUCUAGACAGCUUACAGGGACCCUUUGAAUCCCCUGACGACAAUCCAAUUGAGAUUUAUGGGACCUAUUAGAUUAGAAUUUGUCAGCAUACAAUAGCAACUAAGGAGGCUUUGAGAAGUGUAAUGCAUUUCUUAGUAACAUUGUGUUUUUACUUAAUUCAGGAAUGCUUCGUGUAUACGCAGACUUUAUUGGUUAAGUGUAAAUACAAGUUAUUGGGUCUCCAACGUUUUCUUUUUUGUUUACAAACUUUGUGGCAAAAUUAUUUUUCUGGGUAUAAUAAAUAUAUUUUAACAUAAGUAAGGAAGGGAUACGAACGGGUCUAACCGAACAUUUUAUACUCUUGCAUCUUGAAAGAAUCAAAGGUAGAGAAAUACUAUAAAGUGCAAAACGUCAACCAAACGAUCGAAAUCCAAUCAAUUAUAUAAUCAAAUACUUUAAAUCCGCGCCUCGGCUCUCUUUUUGUUGUCAAGGGUAUCAUUUAUCGGGGUAACAAUAUAAUGGAAUAGUUAAAUUGACAAUCUACAUUUUUUAUUGAUAUCGUAAAUCACUAAAGGAAUGGCGCAUACAUAAAUAUGCAUAAUGUAACAACAUCUCCAUAAUCUCUGCAUCUGCAUCGUAUGUCGUUACACAUAAAUAUGCUUCUUGUUAUAUUGAAUAAUUGUGCAGGAGUAGAGCAGAAGACAGAAGUCUCACGCUCUAUAUCUAAUCAUAUUGUAAUGCUUUCUUCAAUAUUCAUCCAAUGUAAUUGUAAAAUCGACGGCUAAAACCCAGAUACUACAAUUAAGAUAACACAGACUUGAUGCUUAUGUUUUGAAAAAUAUUUGUUUUUAUUUAGGAAUUGUUGUGACUUUUAAGAUAAAAUGAUAGAAAGUAUCUUAUGCCCGUCCCGAGCUUCCAAGCUAACUCAUCACCAAUUUUCAGCCAAAUCGGUUCAGCCGUUCCACAUAUAGACAUAAAUUGCGAAAUCGAGAGCGAUUUUUCAAAAAAGUUUUCCAACUCGUGAGCACGCCACGUAUAUCUGGCCGUGUGAAAAACAUAGCAUUUUCAAAUUUAUGUUACCCACUAUGCGACUAUCCUGUUGAUCGUCAUCUCAAAUUCAGUUUCCACUGGAAAAGGAAUGCGUUUGAACUGAAAUAGCAAAUUUUUGGAACUCAAAAAAUCCGUAGAAUCUAGCAUUCUGCCCCUUAUAUUUGAUAGGUGUGUCACAAUCAGAUUGCGAAACAUCAUAACGACAGGUCCAACUUUGACACGCAAAUGAUGCGGUGGCAUAUCAAGCCUCUCCGAAGAAUUUAGAAACUCCAAUGGAUAAUUCACGGCAUCGUCUUCAUUGUCAAGACGUUCGAUCGAUUUGUAUGACCGCAAGUCUUCCGGAAUUUGACUUCGAAUCCUCCAGUUUAAGUCAACAAACUCGGUAUUUAUGGCAGCUAACAUUGCGCGUGCACUCAAUACUUACGAUAAUUUGGCCAAUGUUCGUAUAAACAUUCCUGGUGAGUUCAUCUUUCAUGAAUUGAUAAACGACACAUGGAAUUGACACCAAACCACGGGAAGUAUCAACCAAUAUUGACCCAUUUCCAAUUCUUAGCGUAUACGAUGUAAAAUGUCUUCGGCAAUAUAAUUUUUGGUUGUAUUCUAUAACUGACGCGGAUUUGAGGGCUGAUCAUCGCGAAAAGUGUGCGACUACAGUGGCAUUCGAAGUAUCUAUCGCAUCGUCCAUCGUUUGAUUCCAGUGAUUAUCAUGUUCUAGCAAUUGUUGGGUUGAAAUAGACUCUUUGGUAAUUUUCCAAACUAACUACGAGACGCACAACAGUCAGAAAACGUUCAUGAAUUGCAAAAGUAAAUAUCCUACAAAGCGCUUUAUUGCAGUUCACGUAUCGACCUCGUUCCAAAUCAAUAACCGCCAUGAUGCUUCCUUUGGUGUCGUACUUACAAAUGUAUUUUGUUUCACCAAACUGCAAUACGCAACAUUGACAUGACUCUUGAAUGUGAAUUAGACAACAGUGACGAAUAUGGUACGAUCCAUUUGUUCUCAACUUCGAUGUGUUGUUAACUUCGAUAUUCACGCCUCUAAAUUGAAUGCUAACUGUUCUGCCAUUGUCAUCUGGUGAGCGACGCCGAUACAGUGGAUCUUUCUCUGCAUCAAAAAUUUCCGCAGAAAUGAGUUCAUUAAUUUGAUCUGGUGUCACAACCAUCCACCAUCCAAAGAAGAAUGUGUGCGUGCGCCAUACCUCUAUUUUGCCACUCAACAGAGUAUAUCUAGCAUCUAACAGCACCACAUAUACGUUGCUUCAAAAGAAAGUCCAUCAAACAUCGUAACUGUUGUUUGAAAAGUCGUGCUGUAACAUCGUGACGAUCGCUUGCUGAUUGACCGCGAUCCAUAAUUCCGCACGUUGUCAUCCCAUCUUGGGAGUACUUCUUGCUUUGCCUUGCCUUGGGCUGCCAUACGUUGAUGGCAAAAAGAACGCCGACCGAUAUUAUGGCGACCUCUUCGUGGCUUCGUAUCAAAUUUUAAUCUGCAAUUGAAACAUGUGACACACAUAAUGUUUUCACUGAAUAAUUUUCAAAAAUGUCUCUUUUGAAUGACCGGAAUAAAAAAGCAAGCAACCGAGGUUUAGCGAAUCAAAUAAUUUACAAAUCAAAAUAUUGAGAAACAGAACAAACAAAUAUUAAAAAAAAAAUUGUAUAAAAAAGUUACUUUUUGGAAUUAUCCAAUUUUCCGACUUUUCCUCGUGAAAACCAUAUGGUUUUUUUAUUUCCAAACUUUCCCUGAUCCACAAAGAAUAACCUCUGAAAAUUUCAUCAAGAUUGGUGUUGCCGUUCUCUUAGCGUUACUAACCAACAAACAUUCAUUCGUCAGGGCUGUUUUUAAGGGUUUUCUGGCAAUUAUUCGAAAUUUUCUUGCCGUAAAAAUCAUUGAACCUCAGCGAACAUUUAAAAAAAAGAAUGGACCAAAUUGGUGUAGGCGUUAUUGAGUUAUGCGCUUAGCAACACAUUUUGCGAUUUAUUUUUAUUUAUAAGAUAUAUAACUCAUACACAGAUCGACACAUUUGAUAUAAGGUUUAAGGAAAAAGUAAGGCAUUAUACAUAUUUUGGGUAAUGUCGAUCCGAUUUUUUCUGUUUUUGCCCCUAUUUCAAAAUAUUAACAUGUCACAUACUAACAAAAUUUUCCCUGAGAUUUAUCAGGGUACCCUCUAUACAAUCACCAAUGGAGUAAAGUCAUCUUCUAUGUUUGUUUAUGGGAGCUAAGGGAAGUAUUGACCCAUUUUUGGCACACAGACUUGUUAUUAUCAGGAAAGAAUUUUCUCUGAACUUUAAAUAUAGAUCUCUUCAACAGUUUUUGUUGGUUUUGGUCUACUUUUUAUUAUUUCAUCUCAUCAUAUCAAUUUCUUCUUUAUUUGUUCUCUGAAAAGGAAAGAACCAGAUGGAAUUUAAAAUAGUGUAAUAUGGGAAGUAAUCGUGGUUGCAGUUCGCUUUCGACAAUUUUCGCUCUGCUCCAUAGAAAUGUAAAAAAAUGUCACUUACCAAAUUUAGUUAAAACCGGUCGAGCGGGUCCCGAGAUAUGUGAUUUCACCUAAAAGUGAACGGUGCCAUAUCCAUGGUCCUGUUUUAAUACCGGCUCCUAUCAAGCCUUCAUAUACUCGUACCAUCUUUGGUGUAAAAAUGUACUACUGUAAUACAAUUGAAAGGUGAAUUUUUAAUUUAUACUUCGCGUGUUUUUCAAAUCGGAAAGUUGGUAGUACUGUUAUUGACAUCUAUGCUAAUUUUCACGUCAAAAUAUUCAUUAGUAUUUGAGAGAUGCGUCCUUUUGUGAGGCCGUAAAAGUUAAAAGAUUUUUACUAUGUCUGAAUUUAUUGAACAAAGAAGAAGACUUAUUAUUCGCGAUCGUUUCGUCACAUUUUCAACUAAUAUCGUGCCGCAACCACCGCAUUCGCCUUAUUUACCUUCGCGUAACUUCUGGCUAAUCAGCAAAUUCACAUGACCACUCCGAGGACACUGUUUUGACUGCAUAAAAGCUGAAUCGAAGAAGGCUCUGAUGUUCCUCACGAACGAUGAUUUUUCGAAGUGCUAUGAUUGGAAAAUUCAUUGGCAUAAGUGUAUUGCAGCGGGAGAGUAUUACUUUGAAGGAGAUGAAAUGGAAAGGUGAAUUUUAAAUUUGAUUAUAGUAGUAUGUCUCUGUCGCGUUUAGUUAUUGAGUUAUCGCACUUCUAGUAUUAUUUAACGGUACCGUUAUAUGUGGAGUGAACGAGCUCAUCUUUCGGUUUCAUCCAUUUUUACAGUGUUCCUGGGCGAAUGUGAUUUUUGUAGUUAAAGUAGUUGGACGAUAGGCAUAGUACCGCCCACUUUUUGGUAAAAUCACAUAUCUCGAUAUCAGUCCAACCGAUUUUGACUAGAUUUAGUACCCGAGAUUACUUUUAUAUUCCUAUAAAACAGUGUGAUAAUGGGUGAAAUCGGACUACAACCACGCAUACAUUCCAUAUAACUAAUUUUUAAAUUCCAUUUAAUUCUAUUACUUUCUAGUAGAAAAACAAGAAUUUAUUAUUGUAACUGGAUUAAAAGUUUGCAAUAACUUCCAUUAAAGUAUGCCAUCGUAUGACCAAAAAUUAUCAAAAUCCAACUAUUACUGUUCAAACCUCUAGGUACCGAAUAUGUGGACCCAAGUAUCUAUAGUUGACUUUUGAUCGAACAAAUCGAUAUACAAUUUAAAUUCAGAGAGAAUUCUUUCCCGGCAAUAGUUAUUCUGUAUAUCAAAAAUAGGUUAAACCGGGUCAAUACUUCCCUGAGCCCCCAUAUAUCUUAUAUAAAGAUUUUCGAACUUCCAGGUGACUUUAAGCUGAAUAUAUCGACCAAUACUUAUUUGAGUCACCUCAAUGGAAAUUACAAAACAUAUUUUCUCAUAACAGUACAUCUUUGUGCCUAACAAUACAAGUUAGUUAUCUAUAAUUGGGUUAAAACUAGAUCUAGCUUCCAUAUAACAAUUACCAGGAUUUUGGAACAUGUUUUCGUUGUUCUAUCAAAUCUCAUGCCGAAUUUUUAUGUAUAUACAAGGAGCUUUCCAAAGUAAACAGAACUUUUUGAAUCUAGCGCUCCCUGGUGGCGCCAUCUAUAUGUCGACUGGUGCGUUAGAAUCUGCUGUCUUUAUCGAUUGCCCAGUGAGAAUUUCAUGAUAUUUCAUAGAUUGGAAGUGAAGAUAUUGCGUUUUAAGUGCAUCAUUGGUUGUAAUGUGUACAAUGUAUAUGAAAGUUUCAUAAAAUAUUUUUUUUUUAUAAAUUAACACGACCACGCUCUUACUUGACAGACUGUAUAUGUCGACUGGUGCGUUAGAAUCUGCUAUCUUUAUCGAUUGUCCAGUGACACUCCAUUGAUUGAACAUCUUAAAACCAUCGAUUUAUCGCAUUUUGACCGAACAUUUGGGCCAUAUUCGACGUGUUGGGCCCGAUCUCAUCGAUCGAUGCUUGUGACCGAUUAUUUGAACAAAAGUGAUAUUUUAACCAUUAACCAAUCCCCGUAUUCACCUGAUAUGCGCGACAUUUCCUUUUCGGAAAAAUGAAUUUGCUCAUGAAAGGAAAGCAUUAUGCACACAUAGAGGCCAUUCAAAAGGCUUGCACCGGCAUACUGGCGGUCAUACCGGCCAACGAGCUAAAACACUCGUUCGACAUGCUUUUCGACCGUGCAAAAAGCUGUAUUGAAGCAGAAUUACAAUAUUUUGAAAAAAAAAAUAAAUUGAUUAUGUCGAAAAAACCAUAUGUUCUUUUUUUUUAAGUCCUGCUUAUUUUGGAACGGUCCUUGUAUAAAAUUGCUUUAAUUCCAAUUCUUUGGUUGACGUUGUGCAACUUAAGGCUGGCUUUGAUUCUUGCAAAUUGCAAGAGGAUAAAAUUUAUUAUUUGUUUUGUUUUAUUUUUAUUUUUUAUUUUUGCACUAUCUAUCAACUUAUUGAUUCUUUUGUCAGUGUCUUUCAGUUUCAUUAACACUGAAAAAAGUUACAAACAUAGAGCUUAAGCUAAUAAAAGCGGUAUAAAAUACAGAUAUUUGGCCUUGAAAAGUUAUAGUCCGAUUAUCGCAAGUUCUGUAGCUUUCAACACUGCCGUUUUAUGGAAAGUGGGCAUAAUUUGAUUUUACCCAUUUUCUUAGAAUAUGAUGAAAUGCCUGCCUUUAAAAAAAUUCUUUCCAAAACUUUCCCUUUUUACAGCUAUCUACUGUAUUGAAUUACUGUUCGAUAUUGGACAGAAUCACACAGUUUCAUACUACUUCUUCUAUAUGUAACAUUUUGUUUUAUGUCCAAGAAGUUCAAACGUACAUACAAUAAUAUCAACUUUAUUAACUCAAACGAUUUAUUUGUGGUAAAAAUUCGACAGAAAAGGUUAAAUUUAAUAUAUAGUAGCACUGAAUAUAUGAGAAAAACAUCAAACGAAGGUUGAAAAUCACUUGAUUAGCAAUAAUAGGUUUAGACCAAAGGUCUGACCAGUUUCAUUCCUAUUCACCGCUAAAUCACAUUUUUUUCUACUCUAGAAUUUUGAAAAUAUCGAUUUUUUUUCAUAUAUUUAAAGUUUAGACCCUUAAGAACAUAUCCUCCAAAGGAUUUUUAAAAAUUAAAAUUAUUUUAAGAGCUAUAGUUACUUUAGUGCCGCAGUACCCAGCCCGGUUUGGUUUGACUCACUUUUUUAAACGCGUUUUUCUCGAAACUACUUUUUUCCACAAGGUACCGGCAUUAUCUCAAGUUCUAUACAACCGAUUUACUUGAAAUUUUGUGUGAACCUUCUUUAUAUAAUCCUUUAUCGCUCCUACCAGCAUCGUGUCAAAAUUUUUGUUUUUAAUAUUAAAAAAAAUUCAGGAAUUUCAAAAAAAAGCAGCAGUCGCCAUUUUUCAAAACAAAUUUUUUUCGUGUUCCCUGAGGUAAGGACUAUAACAGCAUCCUUACUGAUUAAGAAUUGUUUUUUUCAGACCACCAGGAGAGUCAGGAUCAAUGUCAACAGGAUGCGCCAUUUUCUUAACACCUGUCUCUCCCCCCUCUAAUCAUUUUAAUUUUUAAUAUUCUUUUGUAAAUUUUUUUUCCGUAUUCUUAAGAUAUCAAUAAAAACACCAUAAAAAAAUUGAUAGUAAAAAUAUUUGUUUUUUUAAAUAAAAUUCAAAAAUCUGCCCAAAAUUUGAUUUCUAGACUAGAAUACCCCCUUAAGAAAACUCUACCAGUUAACUUGAUUAACAUACCACGCAUAUUGACCCAAAAAGCAGAUCAAGUAAGGAGGUAAGUUGGAAAUCACCCUAUUGGGUAUAUUAUGAUUAGGGGAAGAUUUUGACUGAUCGUUGUAACGUUUGGAUUACUAGUUUUUCAUUGAUACAACGCUGAAUAUUCUCUUUAAAGCACGUGUGGUUUUGAACUUGUUGCUAUAGACCUUUGAUUUUAAAUAACCUCAUAAAAAGAAUUCUAAUUCUGUUAAGUCACACGAUUUUGGUAACCAAAACGAGAGUACACGACCUGGACAUGGCUCAUGCAGUAAUUAAAGUGUUUUGCGCGCUGUAUGGCAUGUGGGUUGUAUGACAUGUGCCACAAUCUUGUUAAAACCACAUAUUAGCUACAUCAAUAUCGUUCAGUUCCAUCAAAAAGAACUGGGGUAUCAUGUCGCGAUAUCGAGCACCAGUAACAGUCACUGCUUGUCCAUCCUCAUUUUCAAAAUCCUAUGGUCUAAUUAUGCCUCCAGUCCAAAAUCCACACAAAACAGUUAUACGUUGUGGAUGCAUUUGUUUUUCGAGAAUCACAUGUGGGUUCCCAAAACCCCAAAAGCGGCAAUUUCGCGAUUAAAAAACCCAACAAGGUGAAAAUAUGCUUUAACGCCUGGGAUGAUUUUGCUCGAAAAAUCCGCAUACAAACAUUCAUCAUCUUUGAAAUAUUCUUGAAUAAUGAAGACACAUUGUUAUAUCGUGCAACGCUAAAUUUUUACUAAGCCUAUUUGUCAGCUGUCGAUUUAGUUUUUUAGGAUUGUCAAUACUUAAAAUUUAAAUAUUGCCCUAACGUUGGGAUUACCAUUGGAAGCUUCUUUUAAUAUCGUUUUUUAUAAAUUUUUGGUCUCACAGCAAACUAUUAACGGCAACAAAUGUGCGAAAAAUUUCAAUCAGAAACUCACAUACUGGCCAAUAUAAAGCAUAAGAUCAACCGGAUGUUUGUAACUUCUUCUUCUUAAUUGGCGUAGACACCGCUUAUGCGAUUAUAGCCGAGUUAAUAACCGCGCGCCAGUCGUUUCUUCUUUUCGCAACGUGGCGCCAAUUGGAUAUUCCAAGCGAGGCCAGGUCCUUCUCCACUUGGUCCUUCCAACGGAGUGGAGGUCUUCCU